Messenger RNA from Sordaria macrospora k-hell, 375 nucleotides. RefSeq lists its product as uncharacterized. NCBI's taxonomy places the organism in Eukaryota, Fungi, Ascomycota, Sordariomycetes, Sordariales, Sordariaceae. The record is from RefSeq and is a predicted model, not a curated record.
AUGCAGUUCUUCGCCACCAUCUCUCUCCUCGCCGCCGCGGCCGUUUCCUCCGUAUCCGCCGCCCCUACUGCCAACCAGUACUCUGAGGUUAUGGGCAAGGUCACCUUCUCUCUGGAUCGCCAGUGCCCCAUCGACCAGAUCAAGUUCCCGGCCAUUGAGUUCCCCGCCGGCUCCGAGAGCAACCACUGCCGCACCUUUUACGCCGGCGCCGUCUACCAGUCCAUCGACCUCGAGUUCUUCGACCCUAAGUGCCAGCUUACCGUCUACAACUCGUACAACUGCUCCGACAGCGGCAUCGUCAGCGGCACUGGUGGCUGCUGGAGCCCCGAGGGUGGCAUCAAGGCCUACAAGGUCACCUGCCCCUGGAAGUACUAA